AUGAACCGGAAACGUAUUCACCGGUACCGUWUCCCUAGUCACUCUUUUCAAACGCUGUUCACCACCACCACCACGGCUAUAUUGGUCACCGCCGCUAUCGUGUUGGCGAUACUAUCGCCGACGGUUUACAGCAGAGUAUACCAGCCAACACACAAGUUGCAGUCGUCUUGCGCGACCAUCGUUCCCCGACAAACAGUUGCCGUUUCGCGGCACUUCCGGUCAACGAAGACACACGUCACCACAGGCACAGACAGUGAAUAUAGCCGAUCUAUGACCACAAUGCACCAUCGAAAACGGCGCUACGUUGCCAGACUAAUAGGUGAAACCGUUACAAUGGGUCAGUCAGCAAACAAUACGUCAAACCAUACCCGUUGCUACAAGGUUAAGUUCACCACGCCUAUACCGACUACCAAACGUUGGUCACCGAUACUGAAAACAUACCCCAGUUUUCCGGUGACGAAUAUCACGGUGGCCAGUGUCAUCACGACCAAAGUUACUAAGAUAACCAAGGUAACCAAAGCUUCGACAACAACUGAAACUACUACCGAACCACCUGAAGAAACCCAAGAUACCGAAGAAAAAUCAUCGAAUGAAGAAACCAGCUCAAACGAAGAAGAUGCUAGUACAGAAGAACCUGUAUCUACAAAAGAAACUUCAAGUACUGAAGAAACGACCAAUUUAGAAGAAACGACUUUGGUCGAAGASACAACCACUAAGAAAAAAACGAAAAAGACAACCAAUGAAUCAGCAAAAACCGAAAAACCUAGUAUUACUACUGUUAAGUCUAGCAAUCCUACAGAAAAAGCGAGCAAAACCACUGAAAAAUCGAGCAAGGCGGCUGGAAAACCGAGUAAAACGACGAAAAAAAUGACUAARACWACAGAAGCAUACGAUGAGGUAGUGACGUGCUCGGAAGACCCCUCGUGCGACGAGGAACCUUCGUGCCUCGACGACGAAGUGACGUCUGCGAAACCGAAAAAGACGAWUAAGCCUCCACCGGUUARGAAAUCGACGGGAGUUAUAAAACCAAAAAAUCGGUCAAAAAAGCUACAACUGGAUAGCAGGAGACUGCCACCGACCAUAGUGCAUUAUCGAUCGUCACCGUCGUCGGCUAUAAUAACAUUGGACGAUUCGUUGUGGUCCGACGAUGGACUUAACUAUGAAUCACCGUGA
Molecule: messenger RNA, 1173 nt
Organism: Diuraphis noxia (Russian wheat aphid)
Lineage: Eukaryota; Metazoa; Arthropoda; Insecta; Hemiptera; Aphididae
Source: RefSeq, a predicted model, not a curated record